AUGCGGGAUGGAGGCGUCAAGAAAAAGGUGGUCUCGACCUCCACGAAAUCCGGCCUCCAGGCCAUCCGGGCCUGCGGACUCUCAGAGGCAUUCGCGUGUUGCACGAGCGACUGCUCCGAGGCCUGGAAAAUCAUCAACGCUGACGGCGUUGCCCUGUACGCUGAUGAGGGUGGCAACAACCGCCCCGAGAUUGCGAGACAGCAGCUGAUGCGGCUCCUGCUGUCAAAACUCCCAGACGACAAGAUCCGAUGGGGCGCCAAGCUCACUUCCGCCGAGCGCGUCGGCGAGGGAAAGACGAGGCUCAACUUUGGCGACGACGCGGACGUCUUUGACGUGGUCAUUGGCGCGGACGGAGUACACCGGCCUCCAGAACCUGACCCUCACUAUCUGCUACUUGCCGGGGCGGCCCCCGACCUGGCCGAGUUUUGCGGCGACGGCACCAUAUGCGUCCUGCAAGACGGCAACGGCGUCAUUAAGGGCCAGCACGGCGUCCGGCGGUCGGAGCGGCUGUACAUUACCAUGGCAUCGGCCGACGAAAACUUUGCCGAGCGCGAGGGGAUCCAUGACAUGGACGCCGUUAUGCUCUACACCUUCCUCACCACCACGGACACCCUCUACAACACGUUCGCCGACAUGCCAAAGAGGCUCAUCAAGGCGGCCUGCGAGGACAGCACCGCACCCGGAAAUCGCGGCCCGACGACUAGGUACGACCUACGCCCGUUCUACAAACUGCCGGUCGGCCACCGAUGGGACCCCGUGCCGGGCGUCACCAUCCUCGGAGACGCGGCGCACCUGAUGACGACGUAUGCCGGCGAGGGGGUCAAUCUGGCCAUGCGCGACGCGCUGGACGUGGGCGCGGCCAUCCCGCAGGCUUGGAAGGUGUCAAAGAAUGCGGCUAGCCUGAAGGUGGAAGGAGAGAUAGUAAGGUCGUAA
Molecule: messenger RNA, 933 nt
Organism: Cordyceps fumosorosea ARSEF 2679
Lineage: Eukaryota; Fungi; Ascomycota; Sordariomycetes; Hypocreales; Cordycipitaceae
Product: salicylate hydroxylase
Exons: 3
Coding region: 1-933 (310 amino acids)
Molecular function (GO): FAD binding
Source: RefSeq, a predicted model, not a curated record